Lotus japonicus is the source of this 6067-nucleotide messenger RNA. RefSeq lists its product as uncharacterized. Gene Ontology annotation, biological process: cellular respiration; ubiquinone biosynthetic process. The coding region runs from base 2862 to 4463 and encodes 533 amino acids. Gene Ontology annotation, molecular function: ubiquinone binding. The record is from RefSeq and is a predicted model, not a curated record. The transcript has 8 exons. Lineage: Eukaryota; Viridiplantae; Streptophyta; Magnoliopsida; Fabales; Fabaceae.
CUGAUCAGUUUGGCUGAUCCUAUCUCAUGAAAAGAUCGUCUGAGGCUAUCCAUUUCAUAGUCAAGCUUCCACUCUUAAUGGAUGCCAUAUUUGUGUUUCAACCCUGGACUAUGCUAAUAUAAGGAGAAACUCAGAACUUUGUUCUGUAAGGAGACAUGUACUUCUCAAAGGGAGCAAAUAAAUAUGCUGCAGCAGCAGUUGAUUGCUGAAAGGGAGAAGUUAAAGGGACUAUUUUUGCGCCUCAAGGCUGAUGGGGUUGGGUACCCCUGUCCCGCAUUAAUAUGCUUGGCUUUCCAAAAAAAAGUUAUAAAUAUCUUACAUGUUUUCGGAAUUUAUUUUCCUUUGACAGAAUUAUCGCAAUCCUCUUUCACUUGUGAAUGGAAGGAAGGUAAGAUUUUCAUAUUGCUUCUUUGAGUUAAAAUUUGAUGUAAGGGAGAACCUUAAUUGGUUUUGUUUGGCAAGAUUUAAUAACUUGGGGGUGUGCAGUCGGUUCUUGAGUUUUUUCUCCCAUUUUUCUUCCUUUUCUCUCUGUAUUGCUCCUCUCUUUCUUUAGUUGCUAGAUGGUGUGUUAUUUAAAUUUACUCAGAUUGUUAUUUAUGAAAUAGUUGGAACUUCGUUAUGUUGCCACUAGACCUCGACAGGGUGUCUCAUUUGAUACACUCUUCUUGUUUGGUCAUGCAUUGAAAGAAGCAUAUCAGUUAUCUCUAGACAAAAGACAGUGAUUUCUAAUGUUAAUAUGUUUACUUCUUGGUGUCAAACCAUAGUUACUCAAAUUCUCAAUCCCUCCAUGUCCAAUUGUUCCAGUUUCAGUUUACUCUUACAAUCCUAUGUACCAGAAGGCUUAAAUUGUUAGAAUGUACAAAACUUUACUAGGAAUUAAGUCAAGGGUAUCGUAAAGUAAGAACUUGAUUACUCAAUCCCUAUGAUAAGCCUCUGAUUUGCAAUGUGAUACUAUAGCGAUGUGAUAUACUUAAUUCAGAACUUAAAUCUUAGAAAUCCUCUCUAUCCCAUAGUAUGGAUAUUUAACAUGUGAAGAUAUUUUUGCUGCCAUGCAAGGGAUGCAAAUGAUGCAGAUUUUGCAAAAAACAUAGAAUUGUUUGUAUUUUUUAUUUUUCUAUUCCAGCAUAUUAAUGCUGAUUUUACACUAACUUAUCAUUUUAUGGAAAGGUACUCUCAAACUUGGGCUCCUGUUGUGUAAGUAAAUCUACUACUUCUUAUUCUUCAGUUACUAUUCCUAAAAGACCUCCAAUCAUGUUGCGCCACCUGUCUUUCUUUUCUUUUCUUUUUUUCUUCUUUUUUCAGAAACGCCUGAAACGACAUCGUUAACCUCACCAGCACUCUUUCUCAGCAUGUUUUACUCUUCAUCUGGGAGAGGAGAUCCCAACCCUUCAUCCUCGAAAUCUGACGGUCAAUGUAAUCUGAACCCUUUUCUUAUUUUCUUCUCCACUGUCGUGUCGUUCUUUCCCUGAAAAGAUGGGAAAGGGGCUACCCGCCGUCCCUUCCGUCCCCCUACGAUUACAAAUCAAGCCUCUUCCAGAUUUCGUGGGAUUGUGGCGUGUGGAAAGAGAUCGAUUUAACCCUUCCCAGCUGGAUUUGCUUCUCACGGUCCACAAUAUUUGCUUCUCCCCGAUUUUCAGCGGCUUUCCAUGCCUUCUCCGGUGGCACCCAUCACAUCCCGCCGUAAAAAAUUUCGUAGGUAAGUUGUGGUAACAGUGUACCUGCUGAGUGAUCCUACUAGAUUUUGGAUUUCAUCAACGAUUUGCUCUAAAUUUGGUGUUCCAUUCGAAUUUUUUAAGUUAUCUUAUUGAUGAUGUCCUAUUUUAGGGGGAUUCGGCAGGGUUAGGUUUGUAGAUUGAGGGUUGUAGUGGGAAGGUUUUGUAGAAGUUCUUCUCUUCCGUGUUUUUUCCUCAGAUUGAGUUGCCGAUAAAUAUUCCCACCACCCUCAUUCAACCAUAUUUCACCUUCCCUUCCAAUUGUUAUUUGAUUCCUGGUUGUUGCAGAAAAUCAGGAGAUUGGGUGUCAAUAUUUGGUCUCGAUGCAGAAAAUUAAAUACUGCAUACACUUGGCUUUUUUAGUUACAGGUCUGUUUUUAGUUGUGACACCUCUUCUUGCUAAAGAUUAUUUUCUUGGUUUAUGUUGACACUACCAGUAUGGGUGUUCAUGGUUUAAUUAAUAACUUGUGAUUUUGUGAAGUACCAAUUGCUUUGAUCAAAACUGCUAUAACCAAACCAUAAUAUAUGGUUCUGAGAUGAGCAUUGGCAUAUGGGGUGCAGAUUGGUCUAUUUAAUUUCAGUGCUUCUAUUCCCUAUGAUUGUUCUCAUAUAGUCAUAUUAUAUCCUUAUAAUUCCUACAGUGCUUAUGUUGUUUUGAUCUCUUUCUCUUCAUUUCUUACUUUCUUAAUAUUUUUGGUAGCAGAGUUUUUCUCUUAAUUUCUACUGAUUGCUCUACUUGUAUUUUUUGUGUGUCCAGACAACUGUGCCACGGAGUACUCUGUAUGAUCAUUUGAUAAACAUAUGGGAAUUUAAUCUUGGCCUGGUUCCAGGAACUUGCAAUCUUUAUUUUUUGGUGGAUUUUAAGUUUCAGUCUCCGCUUUACAGUCAGGAAAUUAUAACUGGUUCAUGUCAUACAAGUGUUGUGGAUUGGUGAGCUCUUGUUUUCAGUUGUGGACUAAGUAAGGAAAUGCAAGCUUAGGAAAAUAUUCUUCAUACUAAUUGGAUGAAAGAGAUUUAUGGAGAGUCAUAUGCAAUUGGCUAUGCUUGGGCCACUACUCAGUAUGAAGAAGACUUAUUUGGGGGUAAAAAGGAAAAGGGAUAAAAAUAAAACAGUUCCUUCAAUAAUCUGAAGAUUCUGACGAUGGUGAUAUGGACUUUGGUCCACUGUUAGGAAUCUGGGUUCCUAACAAAAUGGUCCGACCUACCAGAUACGCUUUGCCGGAUGAUCUUCGCCGGAACCAGCAAACCAAGACCCAGAUGGAGGCGAGAGUUGGCGCGAUGGCGAAUGAGCUCGCGGAGAUGUGCACAUCGCUGGCUGCAGUGGCACUGGCUGUCAAGGAUCUUCCUGCGACGAUUGCUGCGAUGCUGGAAGCUGCGCCGGAGAAAGAUUCAGCGAUGGAAGAAGUGAUUCCGAACCUCACCUUUGAAUCAGAGGGAAGAAUUUUGCUGCAAACGAAGGGGCUGAGUACUGGUCUUCGGAAAGAAUUACAGAAAAUAGGGAAAGGAGCCGAAAUUGGUUCCCAAUUUGUCGAUUUAGGGCUCGAAGGUUCGAGAAAUCCAGAAUCGGGGAAGAAGGGAAGCAAGAUCUUGCUUUUCCCAAGCGAAGGAGCAAUUGCAAAUGAGGCAGUACCGGAAGCCACCAUGCGACCGCCACAAAAACCGCCAGAUUCAGAUCUGCACACGGCGGCGUACCCAGCGCAUGUGGCGGCGAGAUUAGAGGCCCACGGCGCACCGGCGGCGGAGGCGCGAGAGGACGCAGCUGUUGGAGGCUCACAACAUUUCAAUGCUAGAGGUUUGGAACGUCAGGAGCAAAUCAAAGCUGGGACUCACCUUUCUCAUGGGCCAAGCCCAACUUUCAAACUGGUGGAAGUGGGCCAAGCAAAGGAUUGGGCCCAAAUGGCAAUGAAGACACACGGGCAUAACCAUGAAGGGAAAACAGAGUCUUUUACUCCUGCGUUAAUCUCUGGUUUCCCCAUAGUUCAAGCAACAAGUGCUGAAUUCAAUGAAGGAUUCAAAGUUCAAGCAACAAGUGCUGAAUUCAAUGAAGGAUUCUUGACUCCUUCAUCAUCUUCACUGGCUUCACCAUCUUCACCGACGGAAUUUGAGGCUGAUACAUCUUUUUCUUCGCCAAUUUCUGAUUCGGUGGACAUGGAUAUGGUGCAAGAAUCAAGUGUUGAGAUUGAAGGCGUGGUCGCUGUAGAUUCAUCCUCACCGCCAUACCUUGAUGCCGCUACUCUUGAUUCGACUUCUCUUUCAUCAAUUUGUGAUUCACACACGAUGCAAGCUUCAUCUCUCUCGUUCUUUGCUGACCAAGAACUCGAAUUUCCGGAGUGGAAACCAAAGGUUGAGGCUUUCAAUUUUGGUACCAUCGACAAUGGUUUCUCUGAUUUCGACAAGGAGGGAACACCUAUCGUGAAGGUUGUUGAUUCAGACUUUGUGUUGCAUUCGCAUCUCCUUGUUUCCAUUGCUGUAGAUGAAAGGGUUUAUGAGAAGACCUAUGAUAACCUGCAUUUCUCUUUCUUCGCCGAUCGACGUCUUCAUGUUCCGCCAGGGAAACCAGCAACAGAUCCUUUCAUCUUUGGCACUUUCAACAAGGACUUCUUGGACCCUUCUCCAUUCUCUGCACUUCAGCCACUUGAGUUUGUCGCGAUUCAUACUUGUGCUCCUAUCAAAGACACACAAGUCAUGGAGGCUGGUGGUGAACUAUCUUUAAGGACAGAAAGAUUUUUCAUGAAAAAUUUGGUGGUGUAGUGUUUGUUGUGCAAUCGCUAGUUUGUUUUCAUCACCAGUUUUAGCAACUGAGUUCUGUCAAGAACAGCUGAGGGUGCAGCCUUGUGGUAAGGAAAGAAGAACCACAGAAUAUCAGAUUGUGACUCUAGUCAUUGAUUUUUCACCAAUAGAUAAUGGGUUGGUAUUGAAGGGAGACUACUUCACAAUAUGUUUAGAAGAUCAUAUAACUGAGAUUGUUCUUCCGCCUUUUCCAAUGGAUACCUUGAAGAUGGAAAAGCAUGAUGGUGUGUCCCUUAAGGAUGUGGAAUUUUUCUGGAAUACUCGUGUUUCUCACCAUUCAAUCCCUUGUGAGGUAACUGAGAUAUCAUCCACGGGGAGCGUAAUGGAAGCAGUAGAUGGUGGUUCAAUGCUACUUCAACCACUUUGCAUAAACUGGAUUUGUCCCCAUGAUGAAGAAAGUUCGCCCAACACAUUAUGCAUAUGGUACUCUUUCCGGUUGCAACUAUGGGAUCCGGGUAGAAGCUGUAUUGAUCACUUGUGUUUUUGUGGCAGAAUUGUUCAUUGCAGUGGCUGGUAUUCUGAUGAGGUGACUGAAAUGAGGGUUGUGUGCCAACUAUCUUUCGAUUCUGUUUUUGUUUUUGAGGGAUUUGAAUGGGUCUUCAUCAAGCUCAUGGCUCUUAGAGAAAAUUCAGUUGUGACCCGUGAUUGUCCCCAGCUGACUGCUCCCUACUAUGGCCCUUAUCCUAUAAUUCAAAGGAUUGGCGCGGUGGCUUAUAGAUUACAAUUACCUGAAGGAGGCCGCGUGCACCCUGUUUUCCAUGCCUCAUUGCUUAAAGAAGCAGUUGGAAACAAUUCUGUGGAACUACAACUUCUAGAUCACUUGACAGGAGAAGAAGUGGCUAGUGUGCAUCCUUUUUCAGUAAUUACUAGUCGCUUCACUACCAGACAGGAAUCUACACUUCCUCAGGUCUGGAUCCAAUGGCAAGGCAAACCUGCGGAUGAACCAACAUGGAAGGACACUCUUAACAUCAGAAGCCAAUUCCCUGUUUUCAACCUUGAGGACAAGGUUGAUCUUUCAGCAGGUGGUAUUGUUAGACCCUGGGAUUUCCAAGCAGGCCCAAAUGGCACUUAUGAGCCUUUGAUCCAUCAUUCAACCAAGGAAUAUGGAUAGUGUAUUCUAGAAGGGGCAAAGUGGGGAUUACUAGCAACUACCUAACAGAAUAGAGAGAGGAAUAUGAUUGUAAUAGGCCAUUAUAUAAGAAGGGAAUGGAGAGGUUGAGAGGUCAUCUUUGGAUCAUUGAGUUGUAGAGAUGAGUAGGAAGCUCUAAGCUUCCUAUAGGAGCUAGGCUCUGUGUCAGAUUUGGGAUACCAUUCCCUCUCUGUAUUUCCAUUUGCCCAUCAAAUAAACAAUCUGUUCAUUUUAUUUCUUGCAUUUAUUUUCAAGGUCCACUGUUAGGAAUCUGGGUUCCUAACAUUUUCAUAGUAUCUAAGUUGUGUUCACUUUUUUGUAUGUAUUUGUAAGGUAUGAAGAAGACUUAUUUGGGGGUAAAAAGGAAAAGGGAUAAAAAUAACACAGUUUCUUCAAUAAUCUGAAGAUUCUGACGAUGAAGGUGAUAUGGACUUUG